AAAAUUUCUGCUUGGACUAUAUCUCAUAACAUAUUACGAUGACCACAUCCAUCUCAUCACUUGCCUCAGGUGACAAGAAACGGAAGCAUCGUGCAUCCGAUGCAGACCAUGGUGCACCAAGGAAGAAGAAGAAAGAGAAAUUGAGACAGGACACGGGGACGCUCCGCGCCGAACCUUCGACAAGUGAAUUCCGAGUGACAAAAGCAACCAUAACACUCUCUGUACCUCCUGUAUUCGCCAGUAAUCUACGGACGGGGGUGGAGGAAAUGUUAGAUAGCAUGAUUAUGCGAUAUAUCCCGUCCUUGUGUGGCGUUCUCUUAGCUCAUUCAAAUAUACAUUUCCUGAGUCCAACAGCGAGCAUAAAUGCCGACUGUCCUUUCGCGAUCUGUAACGUCGCUUUCGAUGCUACGGUAUGGAGCCCAAGUAUAGCCAUGAAACUUGUUGGCAAAAUUAUCAUGUAUGCUCCCGAUCAUGUUUCGCUUCUCCUCCACCGCACGUUUAAUGUUUCUAUACCACGACAUCACAUUCCACAAGAUAUCUGGGAAUUCGAGUAUGGACCUGCGGAAAAUGACCCUGAGUAUGGGGAAGGUGCUGUAGUAUCAUCUGUCGAUAAAGAAGGGGACGCAGGAAUGAAGGAUGGUGAUAGUGAGAAGACGGAGGACGAAGCGGUACCAGAGGCGAGUGGACAGUGGGUACAUCGUUUGACGGGGACGAAACUUGGCGGAACAGAUGGGUAUCUAGAGUUUACAGUUAUUGGAAAAACUGUGGCGAACGAAAUGCUCUCUCUUCAGGGAUCGAUACAACCUGACCCCUUUUCUGAAGAACACUCUGCUACGCAAUCAGGAAAGAGCUCCCGAAAAAAAAGUGACAAAUAAAUUCGGGUUAUCUGAUAUGCCCGUGACCUCUGGAAGCGCCUGCUAUGAUUCUAGUACAUAAACGUUGCGCCCUCAUGAUCGUCGCCAGUGAUAUGACGAACGUCGGCCGUGUCAAGUGUCCAUACAAACUAGGAGCCUGUUCAAGUUCACGUUAUCCGUUCAUUCCUUGCAAAAGGUCCGCUUUUGAGCUCUCAAGAUGGAGGGGAACCCCGCAUAAAUUGACCAUUGGAAUUAAUGUGUCAUUCCCAAAAAAUAUCAUCUCACUCGGUUCCAUCCCCUUGAAAUCUGCAGCAUUUCUCCAUAGUUCUGUUGAAUUGGGAAGAAUUUGAGUGUAUAAGCAAGUCCGGCCCUUGCAUUCCCAGCGAGGAGCCCGAGUGGGUGGUGCCAGUGUCUAGUCAAAGUGUCAGAGGUGGAGUCGGGUUACUAUGACAGAGAGCUUGCAGCCUAUAUUUUCGAACACAAC
This is a messenger RNA of Suillus bovinus, 1338 nucleotides long. RefSeq lists its product as uncharacterized. The record is from RefSeq and is a predicted model, not a curated record. Bases 39 to 875 code for a protein of 278 amino acids. Gene Ontology annotation, biological process: DNA-templated transcription initiation. Gene Ontology annotation, cellular component: RNA polymerase I complex. NCBI's taxonomy places the organism in Eukaryota, Fungi, Basidiomycota, Agaricomycetes, Boletales, Suillaceae. The transcript has 4 exons.